AGAGGAUGYUUUCCUGUACUCCUACCGUUUAUUGUUGUGCGUAAAUGUCAAAUGGACCUCUUUAGAAUACUCGUUUGUUUUUUUCAUACUGGUGCCUCAUUCKUUUGGACGGUGCUUCGACAUGUCCUUUUCAGUUUGUUGGGUGGGCAAAGAGGACGCUUUGAUUAGACCAAAUGAAAACUUGUGGCUCAACGGCACAUCGAUAAAAUCCAUCAUUAAAGCGGGCAGCGUUGUCUCUCUAACCGUGUCUCCAGUUGUAGAAAACAGGCUCACACUUCACCACGAUGGCUUGAUUCAGAGGUGGACGUUUUCUAUCAGCCCUCGUACCAAAAGGAUAAAAAUUACAGGUCGACAGAAACCUUCAGAGCUUCAAACAAACGCAACUAAGAGCUUAAUGAAGCUGUUAAAUCCCACUGAAGUGUUCGCCUGUGAAGGUGGCACAACGUUCCUCCAUCAGGAUGAAAACUUCUUCCUUGCUGUUGGGCACACUUUUCAUUUUCCUGUCAAACUGGAGUCCAGGAGCCCCUCCUCCCUGCUGGUGUCUUGGGUGGAGAGUAAUCUGGAUUACCUCGACUUUCACACAGUGACCCUGUUCUACAGAGAACUGGGAUCCUACAGCCAAGUCUUUGUGGAUAGUACCACCCUGAACCACCACCGCUUCACUGCUCUGGACGCCUGCAGCCACUAUGUGGUUUGUGUUGAGAUUGCAGGCACUCGCUCCUUCACCUGCCUCUCCACCAUUACUGACCCAGAAAUUCCCAAACAUUUUGAAGUGACCUCGUGGAACAGCAGCAGCAUCACACUGUCCUGGGACUGUCCUGAGAACCUGAAGUACUCCCUCUUCUUCCUCACCAUCUUCUACCUGAACGGUACGGGUCAAACGAUAGAGGAGGCUGAGAUGUGGCUCACGGACGACCGCCUCACCUUCACCUUGUCUGACCUGCCGCCCUGCAUCAGGCUGGAAUUUGGCCUGCAGACGGUCUGCCAGGCAGGACUGGAGUCCCGUUACAGCAGGAUGGUCCUGAGUGAUGGAAACUCUGAUUACUCCAACAUUUACUCCCUGCAUCAGUCAUCGUUUGGGCCCAGCAGCUACACUCUGAGCUGGGAGGUGAAGAACACCUCGUCCAUCUCAAUGUUCAGAGUUUACCACCAGGGGGUCCUGCAGGGCACUACACUCCUCACCAAAUACUCUGUGGGUGGACUUCUGCCAUGUCAGAAGUACCAGGCAAAGGUGGAGGCACUGUGUGGGGAAAAGGUGCUCAUGAGUGUCAAGGAAGUCACCACACACACAGGACCUCGCGGUGUGUCUGAGCUCUGGUACCGCUCCAAUGACUCCACUGCUGUGUGGAGACCCAGCGUCCCUAAUCAGCCGGCUGUGGCCUACAUUUACGAGCUGUCCCAGGAGAACGGCUUGACAAUCGAGAGCAGCCGUGUGUCCAACACGGAGCUGCCUCUUCCAGGGCUGGUACCUGGCAAAUCCUACAUCCUGAAUGUGUGGGAGGAAUGUGAUGGGCAGUGGGAGUCUCUGCCAAUUCAGCUGAGUUUUGAAGGAGCCAACUCUUCUUUUGAGAUCCAAGUGAGAGCUGUGGAGCCUCCUCAGAACCUAGAGCUACAGUUAGACUUCGACAAUGUAGGUCUGACCAUGGUUGUGCCCUGGUCUCUGCCUGAAGAUCUACAGGAUGACUUAUCAGAAUCCAGAAUUAAAGUGAAGCAGGUUUUUCAAAAUGAGCUGCAGGAGCUGUUGAAGGACUUCGAUCAGCCUGUCCACAUUGAGCUGGACUCCUUUAAACCUACAGCUGAGCCAGGAAAAACUGAGGUUCUGUUUCGGUCUUUUGAUGCCAAAAGCAAAGAAGACAUUCUGCCGAUUGAUGAUCAGCUCGUUUAUAUCAAUUCACUGAAUUCCCCCAACAUCAAUGUAAGGAACGGCGUCAUAUACUGGGAAGGUCCAGACAUGUGUUCCAAGCAAUCUUUAUGUUCUCCUGAUUCUCUGUGCGUUAGCACUCUGGAAUCAUACGUGUGCGUCUGCCAUCGUGGUCACUAUGAUGUAAGCGCUUUCGUAGAUUCUGCUGCAGCGCCACGUCCACUCUGCAGAGAUAAAGGUCUUUUCAACCAGUGUCUGGACAAGGUGAUGACUGGUGGGAUAGCCAAGUCUUAUGUGACCUCUCUCUUCGGGGGAAGUGUUGAGGUGAAGCUGAAUGAUGGCCAGUGUUCUGUGAAUGAAAGUGAGCUGCUGUAUUACUUCUCCACGUCACAACAUCCAUCAGUGUGUGGAGCAGAGUAUGAGGUGAACAACACACACAUUUUAGUUCAAAAUACCCUGACAGUCAGUCUGACUAAAGAGCACACAAUCACUCGACGGGACCUAAAAAUUGUUUGGAAGUGCAUCUACCCACGACAUUAUGUUCGUAAUGCUCAGGUUUUUGCUAACAUGGAAUGGCUCUCUUCUUUAACCAUGGUGGAGUUGAACUCCUCACUGCAGCUGGGUCUGAUCAUGACCCUGUUCAGGGAUGAGUCCUACAUCUCCAGUUACUCAGAUGUGGUCGAGCUGGGAUUUGAGGACACCCUGUUCUUCCAGGUGGCCCUGCAGACCAACGGCUCCUUUGCCUCAGAUGUUCUGCUGCAGGUGGUGUCCUGCUGGGCCACUGAAAGCCCUGACCCAGAAGAUACCAUCCAGGCUACAUUUCUUCAAGAAGGCUGUCCUCUUGAUCACACGUUCCACUGGCUCUCUGUUAACGGUGAAGCCCAGAGAAGCAGGUUUUCUAUCCAGAUGUUCCGCAUGCCCCAAGGUUUGCCUCUUUACUUCCACUGCUUGACCAACAUCUGUGGACACGAUGAAACCUGCACCAAGCAGAACUGCAGCAGCCAUCAGCGCUCCAGAAGGUCAGUCAGCCAGAUGGAGGGAAAGGGGAAACAAGCAGCUGUGGUGUCAGCUGGUCCACUGACAGUCAACAUGAGGGUGAAGUCAGUCCGUCCAUCUCACUGGACUGAACACACAAACAUGAUUGUGAUUGUUGUCACAUCUGUAAGCUUCUUGGGGCUGACUGUGCUCUCUCUGUGUGCUGUAAAGGCAGUACUAAAGUACUAUGAGCAGUUACAGCUGGAAUAAACUUUAGAAAAGUG
Molecule: messenger RNA, 3120 nt
Organism: Austrofundulus limnaeus
Lineage: Eukaryota; Metazoa; Chordata; Actinopteri; Cyprinodontiformes; Rivulidae
Exons: 19
Coding region: 122-3106 (994 amino acids)
Molecular function (GO): protein binding
Source: RefSeq, a predicted model, not a curated record